Coccidioides immitis RS is the source of this 1391-nucleotide messenger RNA. Its product is annotated as phosphoesterase. Bases 213 to 1178 code for a protein of 321 amino acids. NCBI's taxonomy places the organism in Eukaryota, Fungi, Ascomycota, Eurotiomycetes, Onygenales, Onygenaceae. The transcript has a single exon. Gene Ontology annotation, molecular function: hydrolase activity. The record is from RefSeq and is a predicted model, not a curated record.
UUGAAUCCGUUGAAAAGACCCGGCGUUUCGCUGCCAAAUAAUGGUUGCCUGGAAACGGUUUCCAUGCGGCUUAUGGCGAUGAUCUAGCAUCUGUUUGACGAUGCUCGCCGAUGCGCUUCCGAAAUCGUAACGGGGAAGUGCAAAUGUCAUAGCUGGCUGGGAGAGGCGCUAGAUAGGUACCUAUUUUGCCGUUUUUGAGCCGAAUUAAAAAAAUGUUUAGCACAGGGCCAUCAGGGCUUGAAGCUCUUCUCCACCGGCCACGAAGACCCACUCGAUGGCAGCAUUUCGCCUCAAACCCGAUCACCUACAUCGCACAGCUGAUAUACAACCUGCGCCCUAUUCCAAAAGGCAAUACCGCUUCUACGACUACAACGGGAAGCUUCAAUUCCCCGGUAACCGUCGUGUGUAUAUCAGACACGCACAACUGUCAACCGCACAUUCCAGAUGGCGACAUAUUAAUCCACGCCGGAGACCUCACACAAUCGGGCUCCCGCGCAGAACUCCAAGAGGCGAUCUCCUGGCUCAAUCGGCUACCGCACAAGUACAAAAUCGUCAUCGCCGGCAACCACGACAUCUCCCUAGACCCCGCCACAUACACGCUCAAGGAGCACGACCCGGUCCAGCUCCCGCGCAAGCUCGUCUGGGGAGAUGUGAUCUACCUCCAAAGCUCCAGCGUCAAGCUCACAUUCUUCGGAGAAAACAAGCGCGAGAUCUCGGUCUACGGGAGCCCCUUUUCUCCCAGUCACGGGAACUGGGCGUUUCAGUACCCGCGCCGCGGUGACUUCUGGCUUGAAAGUAUUCCCGAGGAGACGGAUGUUUUGGUCACGCAUGCGCCGCCGCGGGGCCACCUUGAUUUGGGGUAUGGGUGCGAGAGUUUACUGCGCGAGCUGUGGCGGCUGAGGUGCAGGCCUGGAUUGCAUGUGUUUGGGCAUGUGCAUGAGGGGUACGGGGUGGAAGUUGGGGUGUUUGACGGGUUGCAGAGGGUGUAUGAAGGGGUGGUGAUGGGGCGGGGGAAUCGAGUUUGGGGACUGAUAAAGAUGCUGGGUGAGUUGUUGAAGGUGUGGGUGAGGAUGGGAUGGCGAUGUGAGAAUGUGAGAAGGACGAGUUUUGUGAAUGCUUCGAUCGUGGGAGGCCUGCUUGAUGAAGAGAGAAGGGAACCGGUGAUUGUUACGAUUUAGCAUUUGGGUGGCCCCCCCUUGGGUUUAGUUAGUUAACUAACUACAUAGUUGAUGUCUGCGACUGGUUGGCAUGGUGAAUUCACAAAACAAACGAAACAGCCAACAAAAAAAAAAAAAAAGCCUAUCCUUGAAGGGAUAUUAAUGAUGCUUUAUUUAAAAAUUUAGUACUCCGUACAUAAUUAUGGAAAUACACCAUCGAAGAAUCAAGAAUCC